UCAACCCGGAUGUAAAAUUGACGUUCCUUCCCCGCAUUCUAUUGCCUGUGAAAAAAAAAACCUGAUAUACAGUGUGUACUAUUUUCAAAGCAAAGGCCAACAAGGAGAGAGAGGAGUUAUCCCGGGCUGGUCCGGGUCUGUCCUUUAACCCUGCACAAGAAACAGGACCAACCACCAGCCGGGGCAAACGUAAAACACCGACAUGAGCAUUUAACAGGCUGCUGAGUAUCACUCGACACACUAGUACGUUGUUUUAUUUUCAGUAUAACUACUUGAUAUUUUUUAUUGUCUCGGUUUUGUUUAAUUUGGUUAGGCGCAAGAGUGACAGACUAGAAAGGUAAGGAUUAAAGAAAAUAAUAAUACACAACGUUUGUGUCGUGAACAGACAGUGCGCUCUACGGUUCAACAUUAACAUAUCAUCACAUUAUACAGCGAAACCGAUUAAUGGUAUGUGGACACAAAUAGUAAAUUGAACUGUAAAUGCCAAUUCCCCUUAAGUUCAACCUAUUUUAAGAAACUACAGUGAGUUAUAUUUUGGGUGCAAUAAUAUCAUUUGCCUAAUGGAUUUUCGGGGUAAGAAGUACGAGAGGGGCAGUAACUGGUCCGACCCAGAGGUGGUAGAGCUGCUUCAACUGUGGUCAGACGAAUCGGUCCAAAUGGAGCUAGAAAGCUGCCUUCGGAACCAGCACGUCUUUAACAGAAUCGCAGAGGUGCUUCGAGAAAAGGGCAUUCACCGAACCGGCGAUCAGUGUAGGGAGAAAAUAAAGAAAAUGAAGCUGGAGUAUCGGCGGAUCAAAGACAAUCAGAAGACACUCCGGGGAGGUAGAACGUGGAAGUUUUACGAAGUGAUGGAGCGGGUUCUGACGAACCGGCCGUCUAUCGCGUACAGCUCCCUGGGAGGCAGUGUGAUUGCCCAUCAGGUGCUGCAGGGUGCUCCCGGAGUGGAGGGCUACCAUCUUCACCCACAGCACCACCCCGCCUUCGGCUCGGCCCCACACAGCACCUUCAUAUUCGGACACCCCCCCAGACUCGGCGAGCUGAUGGAGAUUAAAUGCGAGGAGGUGGACUCGGAGGAACCAAGCAUGACCCCAGAACCCCCGCCGGAGUUAAUGUACCAGAUCUGCUCCGGGGAAGAACCGGAGGGGGACAGAGGGUUGGGACUGGAGCUAGAUGGUCCCAUGGGAGAUGGCCGUGGGGAAGAUCAGGCCGAGGCAAGCAUCUCUCCCUCAGGUUUCAGCGAGAGUAACAUGGCAUGCUCGUCUGCUGCCGGUGCCGGGGCCUCUGGGGGAGGCAGUGGUUUCCGAGCAGGGCCGUCUCUGGGUUCCCUGCCUCGCUUGCGGAAGCGUCGGAGGGUGGGUCGUGGACGGGAGCCACUGGACGAAGCCCUGGUGCGUUUCCUGAGCUCACAGCGUGCUGUGGAGGAGCGCUUCCUGGCUCUGGAGGAGUGUCGGCUACAGCGGGAGGCCGAGGCGGAGCAGCGGAGGGCCCAGAUGGAGCAGCGGAGGGCUGAGAUGGAGCGCCAGCACGAGUUCCGCAUGUUCAGUGUCUUCACUCACAUGGUGAGCGCACUGCGGCCCGACCUCUCCCCACCACCCUUUUCCCACAGGGGCAGAGCCAGGGAGGAGGAGGAGGAAGAGGGGAGGGGGCUGUACCCCCGACCAAGCAGUGACCCCCCCAGGGCUAGCCCCUACCUGUCGAGCCGUGGGAACCGGAUCCGAGACUUCGAGACCAUACUGCAGGAGGGCUACACCAUGUACCACUCUGACAAGCACGACGAGGACAAGAACCCAAGCGGCAUCAUCAACUUGGGAACCAGUGAAAAUAAACUGUGCUUUGACCUCCUUUCCAAACGGCUGUCUCAGACUGAUAUGUUCCAGAUCGACCCUCCUUUGCUGCAGUACCCUGACUGGAAAGGACACAAUUUUCUGCGUGAAGAAAUCGCCAGGUUUCUUACCUAUUACUGCAAGGCACCGGCCCCUCUGAAAGCAGACAAUGUUUUGGUGGUGAAUGGCUGUGGAUCUCUGUUCUCCUCUCUCGCUGCAGUUCUCUGUGAUCCAGAAGAUGGAAUCCUGAUCCCCACCCCCUUCUAUGGAGUGAUCACUGCAGAUGUCCUUCUCUACAGCAACGUCAGGCUGGUGCACGUUCCUCUCGACAGCCAGAUGAGUGGCAGUGAUGAGCGCCCCUUUCAGCUGACUGUGGAGAAGCUGGAGAAAGGUCUGGAGGAUGCUAAACAGGAGGGCAUCUCUGUCCGGGUUAUGAUUCUCAUCAACCCCCACAAUCCUCUGGGAGAGAUCUACACACCCACAGAGAUGAAAGAAUUCCUUGAAUUUGCAAAGCGACAUGAACUCCAUGCCAUUGUGGACGAGGUCUACAUGCUGUCUGUGUUUGACGAGUCUGCCACCUUUCACAGUGUCCUCAGCUUCAACAAGAUUCCAGACCCGCAGAGAACGCACGUGAUGUGGGGAAUCAGUAAGGAUUUUGCUGCCUCUGGGCUGCGUGUUGGCACUCUGUACUCGGAGAACAAGCAUGUCAUCGAUGCACUAGGGCAGAUGGCCUACUUCCAUGGGGUCCCUGGGACAACACAGCAGCAAGUGGCCCGUCUGCUUCAUGACAGAGACUGGAUCAACCAGGUGUACCUGCAGACGAACCGAGCCCGCUUAAAGGCAUCGCGCCAGUACAUAACCAGCGAGCUGAACUCGCUCAAUAUCCCCUACCUCGACCGGCCAGCUGGGUUCUACAUCUGGGCAGAUUUCAGAAAGUACCUCAGGGAAGAAACAUUUGAGGAGGAGAUCUCUCUCUGGCGCCAGUUUCUCAACAACAAGGUUCUGCUCAGCUGUGGUAAAGCAUUCGAGUGCAGCAAGCCAGGCUGGUUCCGAAUCAUCUUCACAGACAAGACCUACCGGCUCCAGUUAGUGCUGGAAGCGGAGCGGGUGUUUGCAGUCCUGGCCUUCAUCCUGGCUGGGAGCUGCAGCUGUGUGUGUCUGCUCUUCAUUUUGUGCUGGUCCUCUUACACCAGCAGGUCUUCCACUUCCACUUCCUCCCAGGUGAAUGGGGGCAAGGUUCUCUUCCCAGGGACACUCCUGCUGGUCAUCCUCUUCCCUACAGGUCUUUUCUUCCUCAUCAGUUGGUCUCUCUUUACCAGACACCACAGAGAUGAGAUCGCCGGUGACUUCGCUCAGCUCGGCUCCUGCUAUUGGCUGGGAGCCCUGGCUUGGGUUUUGCUGCUUGUGGCAGUGCCUGUCACCUUCGUCAUUGAGCAGUUUGUCUGCCCUGACCCCCCGGCUGACACGUUUGCCUUGCUGGAGCCAGGCUGCCCCUCACAGCAGAGGACUGGAGCAGGGUCAGUGCACAGGGUGGUGUGAUCGACCUCAAUAGGAAUAGGAUAAGAACAUUACAAGAGACCCUCGCUAAUGAACGGGAACCUCUUACCUACUACUGCCGCAGUGAAGAGAUCACGUGGAGGGAUAUAUCACGGGACAGAUUAAUCUCAUUUGUACUACUUUAUUGUUGUGUACUAUAGUAACAUUAACUUUUCAUUUAGAAAAAUAAAAUAUCUGUAAAACGAAGUAUGAUAUGAUUUGCUGUAAAUGCAGAGGAAAACUAAGAACUAUUCUUAAAGUAAUUCUAUAGGUUCUGUCCUCUCAAACCCCAGGUGCUUAUCGUAUCGCUUUCAUUUUGUAUUGUAUUGUACACUGGUGGUUGCAAGAAGAUGUAUAUUGUUAUUGUGGAACUUUGUAAUAGAGAUUUUUUAAUGUAUGUAUGAUGAAUUUCCACACUGAUUAAUAUGUGUAUAUUAUGGUGCGAGGUCAUCAUUUGAAACCCCCCAAACAUUUACA
Molecule: messenger RNA, 3836 nt
Organism: Polyodon spathula (Mississippi paddlefish)
Lineage: Eukaryota; Metazoa; Chordata; Actinopteri; Acipenseriformes; Polyodontidae
Product: 1-aminocyclopropane-1-carboxylate synthase-like protein 1
Exons: 16
Coding region: 561-3362 (933 amino acids)
Biological process (GO): amino acid metabolic process; biosynthetic process
Molecular function (GO): transaminase activity; pyridoxal phosphate binding
Source: RefSeq, a predicted model, not a curated record